UGGUCAAAACUCAUCCUCAAGACGCCGACGAAUCAAAGUGUUUAACAUUCCAAACUCAGCCAGAAAAUGGAAAUACUUUUUCUAAGCUGUAUAAAUGGAUCGCUUGCGAGCAGGUCUACAAACUUUAUUGUUAUAAUGUAUCGACUGAGACUCAUCCUGAAGAAAAUCACAGAUGGAAGGAAAGCGCAGAAAUUUGUUUUAACAGAUCAAGACAUUCACUAACAUACAAUGAGAUGCGGGCAACAAAUAUGACCUUUCGUAGUCCAGUAUGGACUAGCAUCAUUUGCAGUGACGUCAUUUAUGAAUACAAAGAAUAUGAUAGGAUAAUUGGAUCAAAAACCAACACAAAAUAUGAUGGCAGUCUGCCGAAUGCUCGAUUUGGUUAUGUGACAAGAACUGGUGCAGUUCUCAAAUUUAAACCUGACAACACUCAAUACAAAGCUUUAUGUAUUGACGGUCAAGGAAAGACAAUCAAUACAGGAUCAACUAAAACUUCAUUCAGAUUUACAUCAACGAGAAAAAGUACACGCAUGUAUCCUGAUACAUCAUCACAAUCAUCUACCACAUCAAUGUAUAGUAGUAGUUCAUUGGCUGUACAGGUGUCAUCCAACCGUACAUCAAUGAAACUGUAUGGAGAACAGAAUGUCGGCAAUGAGGAUGGAGAUUCUACAGUCUAUGUCAUUGUUGGUGCCUCAGUUGGGACUUUAGUGGCUGUUGGUAUAUUAGCUGUUACCGUUGUUGUGAUAUUCAGGAGGAGACGAUCGGCCACACCAAAAAUACCAAAUACUGAACAUGAGGUUGUUUAUAGCAACGCAACAUUCCCUUACAUUUGGCAGAGAACGAUAGUGUGCCCAAACCAAAUGCUGACAGUUCUUAUUCCCAGGCAUAUGGUUUUGGUAAGGAAAAUCUAACUAAAUCAUGCACAUUAGAUGAAACAUAUGAUACCACUAAAGCUGCUGUUAAAAACAUGAGCAAUCCAAACGAUAACAUUUAUAACAAGUUGGGAGCAGAUGAAACGUACGACAUCACUGGUCCUGAAAAAAGUGCUAAAAUCGAUGAAAGUAGCAAUAUGUAUGGCAAACUGAAUGAAGAUAUGGAAAAUGUUUACAAUACAGCCGGAACUGAGACGAAAAAUCAAAUUGUGAGCGAAAAUAUAUAUAAUAAAAGUGGUAAAGACAUUGAUGAAACAUAUGACCAUGUGUCCAACAAAUAAAUUGCAACAUUUGUUAUUUAUAAAACAUUCCUGCCAUUUCUCAUUUAGAAAGUCUCAAGUUAGUUUGAAAUAAGUCCAAGAUCAUUUAAAACCAAGGUAGCAAACUGGAUAUUAUCAAUGAUUUUGUGAAAUGUAUGUUCUUUUCAUGUAUGUAACCUUUUGCAACAGUGACAUAAAUGUUAACACAUAAGUGUUACACAUGGGGACAACUAGUAGAAGGGUGAUUGUCAUUUAAAUCGUUUUGCAGCUGUUUGUUCUCUUACAUUACUCAUAUGUAUGUAUUAUGAGCCGUUUAAAUAUCAAGGACAAAAUUGCCUUAUUUAUUUGGAGUAUACAACAAGUGGACUUUUUGGGCCAAGAGAUUGAUAUGGCUAUGUGUUCAUAAGUGCUGAAAUAUCAUUAAGAUGUUAUAAUAUCAUUUGCAGCUUAAAUCAUGAAAACAAUAUCGCUUACUAAAUAUAAGGAAGGCAAAAUUGACUGAAGCCUUGUAUGUACGCUAUUCUUUUUUCAAUGAUACAAUACAGAAAAAAAGAGUUGAUGUAAAACUUAGCGAGUUGUAUUUCUUGUACAAUUUUUUGGGACAAAUUUCGUCCAAAAUGGUCUCUAUAUUGUUAAGUGAAACAACAUAGGUGGAAUAGGUGAACAGUUAUUGUAUAGUUAACAUAGUGUUGCGAUUAUAAAGACUUGUCAUUUCCUAUUUAGAAUUAUACCAAUGUUAAAGGGUG
This is a messenger RNA of Ruditapes philippinarum (Manila clam), 1938 nucleotides long. RefSeq lists its product as uncharacterized. NCBI's taxonomy places the organism in Eukaryota, Metazoa, Mollusca, Bivalvia, Venerida, Veneridae. The record is from RefSeq and is a predicted model, not a curated record.